Spodoptera frugiperda (fall armyworm) is the source of this 2955-nucleotide messenger RNA. Its product is annotated as organic cation transporter protein-like. The record is from RefSeq and is a predicted model, not a curated record. The transcript is spliced from 6 exons. Gene Ontology annotation, cellular component: membrane. The coding region runs from base 236 to 1720 and encodes 494 amino acids. Gene Ontology annotation, biological process: transmembrane transport. Gene Ontology annotation, molecular function: transmembrane transporter activity. Lineage: Eukaryota; Metazoa; Arthropoda; Insecta; Lepidoptera; Noctuidae.
CUAAUUUCUGACUUGUACCGCAACUCGUUCAUUUUCCUCUCAGUAUAUUGUUUGUCAGUUUGAGAAGUGGUCGUGCUUAGAAAUUGAAUUAAAAAAAUAUAGUUUUGUUUAGUGAAACAUGACAUAUUAACACGGACAUAAGACAUAACAAGGCUAAGAGCGGCCGCAGACGGACGUCUUGAAAAAAAACAAGUGCUCGAAUACAAAUAAAAAAAAAAAAACAGUGAUAAAAAACAUGGUGGUCAAAAUAACAAGUCAAGUGGCAAAUAGUGCGAAAAAAGAAGACAGUUUAGCGAAUUUGUUAGGGGAUUUUGGAAAAUGGCAGCUCAUAGUCUUUGCAUCAGUGUCGCUAGUGAAAUUGAGUUCAGGAUGGGUGCAAAUGGCGAUAUUGUUUCUCACACCGAACCUCACAUUCAGGUGUGCGGAUCUAGGAAAUUACACGGAAGAGAUAAUGAACAAUACUUGUUAUAAAGACUGUGGUAAAUAUGAGUAUGACACGAGUCCCUUCGAUAAUACUAUUGUGUCUGAAUGGGACCUCAUCUGUGAGCGGCGGUGGCUGGCCAGCUUCAACCAGACUGUGUUACAAGUCGGCGUCCUGAUUGGCAGCACCAUAUUUGGAUUUUUGUCCGACAGGUAUGGCCGCAAAAACUCUUUCUUGGUGGCAAUAUCCACCCUGAUCCUCUUCGGUUUGGCGAUGCCAUUCUCGCCAAACUACCUGGUGUUCACGAUACUGCGGUUCCUCACUGGCCUGGCGACGUCCGGCACCAUGGUGGUGUCGUUCGUGAUGGUCAUGGAAGCCGUGGGGCCCAGGUACCGAGAGGUCACUGGAUGCCUGUUCCAGAUACCUUUCAUUAUUGGUCACAUGACGAUCCCCCUGUUCGCGUAUUACUUCAGGAGUUGGAACACGUACCUGCUGGCGCUGGGCAUCCCUCCCCUGAUCUACUUGGGCUACUUCUUCGUGCUGAACGAGUCUCCGCGGUGGCUGGUCAGCGUUGGAAGGGUGAAGGAAGCCACUGAUAUUGUCACCAGAGCUUGUAUCUUAAACAACAGACCAACAGCGAAAGUCGAAGAAACGCUAACACAGAUGUCAAAGGAGAUCGCAGCUAAAGCUGAUGAACCGAAGCCCAACUACCUGGACCUGUUCAAGAAGUACCUGCUGUUGAAGACUUUCUGCUGCUGCAUCAUGUGGGUGAUCACCGGCAUCAUCUUCUUCGGCUUCAACCAGUACAUCAGUCAAACCAGUCCCGAUCCCUUCAUCAGCGUAGCUUUGGCUGGUGCUAUACAGUUCCCCUCCAAUCUACUCUCGAUCUGGCUCAUCAGGAAGUUCGGCCGAAGACUCACCGUCUCCAUAUCCUUCAUCAUGCAAGGAGUCUUCAUCGUGAUCCUGUACUUCGUGCCCAAGAUCUUCGCUGUGACCCUCACCCUUGGCACUUUAGGAGUCAGCUGUUCUGCUAUCGCUGCUGCGACGAUCUACAUCUAUACUUCGGAGCUUUACCCAACUGUGCUCAGGAAUAUGGGGCUGGGAGCUUGUUCCACUGCAAUGAGGAUAGGCUCCAUGGCUGCUCCCUUCAUCUCCAACACUUCGACAACCAUACCUUGGUUACCUACCGCCAUAUUUGGAACAACGCCAAUAUUAGCUGGUCUGGUGGCUCUCUUGCUUCCAGAGACCAAAGGCAGGAGUCUACCAGAUAGCAUUGAGGAUGUGAGAACCACUGACUGAGUGGGUUUGAUGUGGUGACGUGAUAGAACAAUUUUGACGUGGUCGUAUUUUUUUCAUGUACUGUGUGGUUCUACGUUUACAAAACGAGUGGGGACUUGGAACAUUAUCGUCCGAUUCAAUUAUAGAAAAUAGCUGAAAGAGAAAUAAACAUAGCAAUGAUAACAUCAAGUGGAGUAGUUAAAACGUAUUUAGAGUUACAAGACUACCUAUAUUUUUUCAAUGAACAUAUUCUUUUGUCCAAAUCCAUACAGUAAUGAUUUUCUCAUAUGAAGAUCAUAUGCAUUUAAUGUAUUAAAAAACCUGAAUGUAUUAUAAUGCAUUUAUAAUACAUUUCGUUUUGUAGGUAGCAACUAAGUGAGAAAUACGAUUUGUGAUAAAUAAGUUAAUAAAUGUGAUAUUUUAACGAUUUAGCUGCAAUUCUAUACCUGAUGUCAAAAGACUGGUUCCGAAAAUGUAUACAGGUGAUAAUUUUGGUGAUAACGAAUGGAAUACUACAAAAUAAAAACGAGUUUUCUUAUUAUCGGCGGGUGGCCCCAACUACGGUUAACAUUUUAAUAAUGAAACUAUUUUUUGUUCUAUUCGUUUCGUUAUUACCAGAAUUAUCACCUGAAUACAUUUUCAGGAGCGAUAUUUAUACAUCAGGUAUAAAUACUUAGUUACAGUUUUAUGAUUCCACUUUCAAAUAUGUAUAGAUACAUAAUAAUAUUUUAGCCGACUUGGAAAAUUCUUUUUCUACCUGACUGCCUCGUUGGUCAUAUAAUCGCAAGUGCGACUAGAAAAGGGGUGUCAGGUUCGAUUCCCGGUCGGGAAAACGUUAUUAAGGUUUUUUCGGUUUCUCGAAAAUGACUGAAUAGUAGCACGGAGUCUGGAAUUGUGCCCAGUAUAUGUCAAUUGGAUCACCCCCUGUUACAUGGGACUUAAAACAUAAAUUGUGAAAAGUGAGUGCCGUAAUGUGCACCUCUGUCUACCUCUUCAAGGAUAAAAGGCGUGACGUUGGCGUAAAAAAGAAUUUCUUGAAGUGAUUUAACUUUGUACCAAGGUAUAAAUCAACUACAUACAUGAAUAUUCUCUUAUGUUAGUGAGUAUGUCUACUUAGUAUUUAAAUAGUAAUAAAUUAAUAAUUAAGUUGUAAUUGUUAGUGUAAUAUAUCGUUAAGAAUAUAAAGUGCCUUAUUACUAAGUGCUAAGCUAAGUUCUCGAGUUUGAAACCGUGAUCGUACAAAGUGAUAAGUUUUA